AUGAGUUCAGAUGUUAAUGCUUCAUUAUAUAUCGUGCCCGAUUCUGAAGAAGAAGAUGAUAACCUUGAGAUCAUUUUCAAACCAUUUGAAUAUUCAGAUGCUAGCAUUGAUUCUGAUUCGGAGUUAUCUCCAUUGAAUCAAGACGUUCAUUUUAAUGAACGAGAAUCUAACAAUGAUCUAAAUGAAGAAGAACCCAUUCCAGGUGCAGAAUUAUCACUACAAAGUGAAAGAAGAUUAAGUGUAAGUAGUGAAGAAAAUAAUUAUAUUGAUGGUAUUAGUGGAAGGCAUUUAAGAAAGAGAAAAGCUAUUCAAAAGAACCCAUACAGUUUAGAAAGACUGAAGCAUAGACAAUUUUUGCAAGGUUAUGACAUCACCGGAUAUGAUUCUAUAUUAGAUGGUGUUAAAAUAGCAAACAAACCAAUUGAUCCAGAUUCACAAGAAAAGGAAAUAGAGAAACCUUUUAGACUUUAUGAUUCUGGAAGUGAGGAUUAUGAUUAUAUUAUGCCAGAGAAUAGCGAUAAUGAUAAUGACCAAGUUGAUGAUAGGCAGGCUACAGAUAGUGAGGCGGAGACAGAAGUUAAUGGGUUUUACAAUCAUACAGGGAUAUCAAAUGACUAUAGUAUGCAAGAUCCCAUCACAUAUACAGACAAUAUUCUCAAUAAUGAUCAACAUAACAGAAUUUCAACAGAUAUAACAGGGAGCACAACUCAAGAUUUGUCAGAUGAAGAUAGCGGCAACGAUUAUUCAGUUGAAGAGGAAAUUAAAUUUAGAGGAAGAAAACUUGAUGUCAAAAAUGGUUAUAGAGGCAUAUUGCCUAGAAUUCUAUGGGAAAAGUCUUUGAAAGAAACAACCAGCAACAAAAAAAAUAGAAGCCGACAGGUAGUUCAUUUAAAUCAAAAGGGUGUUGCAAAGAAGAAGAAAAUCGUAGCAGUACGGGAUGAUUUCGAGUCUGAUCUCUUGAAGGAAAUGAUAGUAGGCGAUGAUGAUGAAGAUGUUUAUGAAGGAACUAGUCAGGACAAUCCAGUGAUAGUCGAAAACAAUGAACCCUCUCCUAAUGAUCUAGACGAAUUAAAUGCAUAUUACAACCAGAAAUAUAAAGAUGAAUAUUCAUUUGACGACUUUCAAAAUGAUUAUGUUUCCGAUGAACAGGUUAUCUAUCUCCCUACCGGAGAUCCAGAAAAUAAUACAGAAGAAGUCGAAAUUUUACUAGAACGCGAUAUAUCUGAUGUUACAAGAUACCAGAGCAUUAAUGAAAUAAUAAACGUAAAUCCGCAAACAGAUAGUGCUAAUGAAUCUAAUAGGGGUAUCAUUGAUGAAAUGCUCUCAAAUCAAACUGCGAAAUCUAAUUCAAGUAAUUUAAAAUCCAAACAAUCGCAUUCAAGAAAAUUUGGUAAAAAACGGGCCAAUGUCAGAAAUACCAAUAUAAAUAGAGUCAAUAGAAAUACUUCAAAAUUAAUUACUUCAAAAAAGAGUAUUAGAAAACCUCAUUCAUCUCAACAGAGGCUAUCUUUCCAGAAUGUUGCAACUAAUAAAAAACAUUUAGAAGAUUCAUCAAUAUCGCGAGUAACUGAUCAAAUACAUCCGAAUGAUAAAGAGGAAUCAGAUAAAGAAGAAGGGAAAAAGAAGUCUAGUUCUGUAAGUAAGUUUCCAGGCCUAUAUCCCAGCCCAAAUUCUGAUAUUUCAAGGAAAAUCAAUACAUUUGUCACAAUUCUAGAAGCGCCCAGCAAUAAAUAUUCUGUCACAAAGGGGAAAGGCAUUUCUUCUAAAUAUGACUCAGCGGAUGAGAAAAGACCUGAAUCUAGUCUUGAUAUUUUACACAAUUUAGAUUCAAUUCAAGUAUUAUUCUUUAAUAAGAAGAUUAAUCCACCUGAUGUUAUUACAGUCCAUAUUAAUAAGAAAAAGUUCACGUUAUCAAAAUUGGGUUCAAAUGAUGUUGCAAAAGGAUUGAAUGAAAUAUUUUCCGAAAUAUUGAAAACUGGUGUUACGGACGUCGAUUUAGUAAAUGGCUGUAAAUUGAUUUCAGAAUUCAUUCUUUUCUUAAAUAAUACAGACCUUUAUUAUGUUGUUGACAACUUCAAUAAAAGAUUCAGAUCGAAGGUAAGUGCCAUAAGGGACAAAGCUAAACCGAUUCAUUUUUAUCAAAUUGCGUUUUGUCUACUUUUCUUCUAUGCAAUAACGAAGUACUCAACUGUGUCUAAUAGCUUAAGAAAACAAAUUGAGUUAAAAAUUGUAGAUGAUACUAUAAAGUUCUUCACUCUUCUCUCAGUUUGUUACGAUAAUGUAGAAAAUCAGGAAGAUGAAUAUCUUGAUGAUGCUUAUGUUAUAUUGAACCUUAUUAUAUCAAAUCUCGACAACGUUGACGAAAUAUGGGCAAGUCUUGAGUUGCAUUCUUUUAGACCCUCUGUCGCAAUGAAGUUAGUCCAUUUAUUCCCAGUAAAAACUCAAAAGUGGUCAAUUAUUGAAACAGAUGGCACAUACCAUUCUAUUGCUAAUGCUUUCAAAUGGGUCAACUAUUGUGAAGGUAUAUUAAGCUGGAGAAUAUCUAAUGAAAUUGCUCUUUUCUUUAACAAUAUAUUCAAGAGGAGAAGAUAUAUUGAUUUUGAAGAAGAAUCGGUUGCCUCAAACAAUAACAUUGUUAUGUCAGAUUUAGCAACAGGCAGGUUACCUGGUACGCUAUUUAAUAAAUAUUUGGGUAUACUUGAUACUCUUGAUUUAUCUGAAGCAAUGAGAGAAAAAGUUAUUCCGAUCAGUCAGGUUCAGGGAACAGAUCCUCUACAAAUAUUAGUAAACAGAAUAAAUUUACUGUUGUUGAUCGCGAAAAAUUCGUCAAUCAAUUUAGAAAAAAGACUAGAAGAUCUUUUGAAACCACUGAUAUUAGAGUAUUCUUCUAAAAAAAUAAACAUAUUGGAGUCAAGAAAAUUAUCUUCUAUUUUGCUAACUGGCAUAUCUACUCUAAUGGAAAUAAACUACUCCAAAAAACUGCAUUAUAAAUCAAAUCUCACGCUACUGGUUUAUCGACAUAUAGUGUCUACUAAUAAUGACGUUUCUGAAAUAUGGAUUUCUUACUUGAAUAGGAUUGCAAAUGUGUUCAAAACUUAUACUGUUUCAAAUGUAGCUACUUUGAAGACUUUGUAUAAGUGUCUGACACAUCCAAUCCAGGAGUCAAUGACACAGCAAGGAUCCAAAUUAAUAAUUGAAUUACUAUUAUCUAGAAUGAAUGAACUAGGUGAUCAAUGGGUCCAGGAUAAAUUAUUUAAAAUAGUACAAUCAAAGGUUGCUGAAGAAAGAUUUUGGAUUGAUGCGUAUUGUAUUACUGGUAAAUUUUUACUAGAUAGACGUGUUUUGUCAUGGUGGUCCUUUUUUAUGUUUAAUAAUUUAGAACAUGCACUAGAAAAUAAAAUUUAUUUCUACUACAAGACAUUGGAGAUUUGUGACGAAGACACCUAUAAUCUAAUUAGGGAACCUAUUUUUGCAUUGACAGUCGAUCAUAUUCUAACAAAAAGGAAUAGAAAUUUCCGUAACUUUGUUUCUUUAUUGCUGCAGAAGGAAACAAAUAUUCAUUUGAAAUAUUUCAUUAAUAAUACAGAACAAGAAUGGCUGCAAUUCACAAAGAAAUUAAUAAACACUUUAUUCUCAUUAUCAUUGACAAAUUUAAUAACUCGGUUGAUUUCCAAUAUUUUAAAGGUUAUACGAGAAGAUUCCGAGUCUAAAGAUUAUUUGAACAAUAUUGUGCUAUUCAUCAACGAGAACUAUUACGAUACCCUAAAAAGUAAUCAUGAAUUCAUUAUAUUGAAGAGAGAUCUGGGUAUAUCUGAUACUGAGAUGGAAAAGUCUAAUUUCAGGGAAAUUUGUUUGUCAUAUAAUGACAAACUCCAGACAUCAGAAUAUAUCGAAAACGGUUUGAUAAGCGCAUUAUUAAUAAAUAAUGAAAUUUCUAACUAUGAAGGGAAGAUUAAGUCUCUUUUUCAAUUUAAAUUGUUCGAUCAACCCAUCGAUUUUUUUUCAAAAUUAAUUGAAGGACAUGCAUUUACUGGGGAAGUUGAUUUUGAUGCCAUGCUUUCUUUUAUAGCUGUCAAUUACAUGAAAGUUAUUAACAGUUAUAUAAGAGGAAAGUUCUUACAAUUAACCCCUGAAGAAUUUACAAAUCUAUGCUACUUAUAUUCUGUAAUUUGUAAGAGUUUUCCAUUCAAUGAAAAUACACCAUACAAUAGACACAUUGAUGAGUUCAAAAGUGAAUGCACCAAAUUGCAAUCUGCAACUCUGAAUAUAUCCGAUGGUUUUCUAGAGAAUAAGCUUCUCCUAGACUUAUCUAAUGGCACCUUGAGUUCAGAAGUUUCUCCAAUUUAUGUCACAGAAGGUUUAUUAACAUCAAUUAUUCGAAAAAUUAUCCGCAUACACGCCGAAUCAUUAAAGGAAGCUAUGUCCAAGAUCCAAGAGAUUACUGACCCAUUUGAAUACGUGAGUUAA
Vanderwaltozyma polyspora DSM 70294 is the source of this 4467-nucleotide messenger RNA. It is a transcript of the gene MMS22, whose product is annotated as Mms22p. The record is from RefSeq and is a predicted model, not a curated record. The transcript has a single exon. Gene Ontology annotation, cellular component: nucleus; Cul8-RING ubiquitin ligase complex. Lineage: Eukaryota; Fungi; Ascomycota; Saccharomycetes; Saccharomycetales; Saccharomycetaceae. The coding region runs from base 1 to 4467 and encodes 1488 amino acids. Gene Ontology annotation, biological process: double-strand break repair via homologous recombination; replication fork processing.